Messenger RNA from Solanum dulcamara, 875 nucleotides. Its product is annotated as MLP-like protein 34. The transcript is spliced from 2 exons. The coding region runs from base 32 to 475 and encodes 147 amino acids. Lineage: Eukaryota; Viridiplantae; Streptophyta; Magnoliopsida; Solanales; Solanaceae. The record is from RefSeq and is a predicted model, not a curated record. Gene Ontology annotation, biological process: defense response.
GACUUCUUGUGAUUCUAAGAAAGAAGAAGUUAUGGGUGUGAAAGGCAAGUUGAUUGCUUCAAUAGAGGUGAAGUGUGGAGGACACUCUAUUCAUAAUAUGUUUCACAUCAAUGCUCAUCAUAUAGCCAACAUAAACCCUAGUAAGAUCAAUCGUUUUGAAAUUCAUGAAGGUGAAACCGUAAAAAUUGGUUCAAUUGUUAGCUGGAAAUAUAACAAGGAUGGAGAAGAAAAGUUUGCUAAUCAAGUGAUUGAAGCCAUCGACCCUCAUAAGAAAUCAAUUACUUGGAAAGUGAUUGAAGGAAAUGUGUUAGAGUUAUAUAAUUCCUUCACUGUUAUCACAUCCAGUGAACACCAUUGGACUACGUUGGCAUUCGAGUACGAGAAAAAAAGUGAAGAUACCCCAGAGCCCCUCACUCUUUUGGGUUUUUUCUUUGAUGUUAUCAAACAGAUGGAUGGUCACCUUCUCAAGCAAUAGAAAAUCUCUAUAUAUAUGUGUGCGCGCCCUUGUGCUUCUAUCUUAUUCUAUCUAAUUCUAUGAAUAAUAUUUAUUAUCUAAUUAGUAAUAACAAUACGUGGAACGAAGCUACUCGACCUACAGGGAGAGGUAUUAAGUUACUCGACCGUUAGGGAGAGGUAUUAAGUUACUCGACGUGUGAUGAAUAAUUUACAAUAUUGUCUAGUUCAAGCUAGCGUGUGAAAUAAAUAAUGUUAUAGUUGAAUAAUAUAUAUUGCAUGUCGACCUCCUUCAAUGGAUCGAUGCUAAUAGAAGCUUAAAAAAUUCAGAAAAAAUACAGGACUUACUGAUUUCAAAUACGCGACCUUACGGUGCAAUGUGGAGUUCACAACCAUCACUCCACAAAUCAAAAUUUAUCAAU